AGCUGCAGUAGCAGAGACGGCAGCACGCCCACCAAAACCUCGAUACUCUCAACCAGCAAACACAGAGGAAAAGGACCAUAAUGGCGGCUGCAUCCCCCCCACUAGACCCAGAUCUAAUGAGAGAGGUUCUGGAAUGCCCCAUCUGCCUGGAGACCUACAACCAGGAGCAAAUGAGACCCAAACUCCUGCAGUGUGGUCACACAGUGUGCAGGCAGUGUCUGGAGAAGCUGCUGGCUAAUACCAUCAACGGCGUCCGCUGUCCCUUCUGUAGCAAAGUGUCCCGAAUGAGCAGCAUUUCCCAGCUGGCUGAUAAUCUCACCGUGCUCAAGAUUUUAGAUUGCACUAUAUCCUGCAGUGCUGCUGCUGCUGCUCUAAUGUGCAAGUCCUGCUGCAACCGCCUGCCACGACAGUACUGCCACGACUGCGCCACAGUUCUCUGUGAGCUCUGUAAAAUGGAGGAUCACCUGCAUCAGGGCCAUUCAGUCCAGCCGAUAAGGUUGGCAGCCGAGCAGCGUCGUAAAGAACUGGGUGGUAAACUGGCUGCUCUCCGUGAUGUCAUCGAAGAAAUUCAGAAGAAGAAAUCAGCGAUUGAAAACAUUACCAAGUCCUUGAGGCUAAAGUACCGAGCAGUUCAGCAGGACUACACCACAGCUGAGCUACGUCUUCAAGAGGAGCUCACCAGAUCUCGAAGGACAUUCGCAGCUUCCAUGGCAGAAGUGGAAAAACUCAAUGCACAAGUCCUGGAGGAGCAGACGUAUCUCCUUAAUAUUGCAGAGGUAAAAGUGGUAUCACGCUGUGAUUAUCUGACCAUGCGUGUGAGGCAGAGCGAUAUCGCCUUGCUGAAGGAUGAUGGCGGAAGCAGCGAUGAUGAGGAGCUUGAUCUGAGGAGCAGUUUACCCACAAUGUUUCAGCUGCAAGAGCCAGAGCUGGUCAAAACAGAGCACUCUAAGCCUGUAGAAAUAGGCCAAGUGACCACAAACACUUACACUGUCAAUACAGACGAUGAGGAGAGUGGGUUAGAGAUUGCACUUGAGAGUGAUGUUGACGGAGUAGCCGGAGCAGUAGGGGCUACAGGUGGAGCAAUGGGGGCUCCAGUGGAUUUGUACCGAGAUAUUGACAUGGUUACAGCUGUAGAGGAGGCAGUGUGUGGUUCACCAGGCAGCUUUAAGUCUAAGUCCAUGGAUGCAGGAGGGGGAUCGCCUGGGGCAGCUGGAGCAACUUCAGGGCCACCAGUCUGCCAGUUUGUGAAGAAGAUGGGCUGUAAGGGAACUUUACCUGGCAUGUUCAAUUUACCUGUCAGCAUCUGCGUGACGGCACAAGGUGAAGUACUGGUAGCCGAUCGCGGGAACUACCGGGUCCAGAUUUUCAAUCGCAAAGGUUUCCAACGUGAAAUCAGACGCAAUGCCAGUAGCAUUGACAACUUCGUCCUGAGCUUCCUCGGCGCUGACCUUCCUAACCUCAUCCCCUUAUCCAUCGCUGUGACUCCUCAAGGCCUGAUCGGCGUCACUGACAACUAUGACAACUCCGUUAAAGUCUACACCAUGGACGGGCACUGUGUGGCUUGCCACAAGAACCAGCUGAUCAAACCCUGGGGCAUCACUGCCAUGCCAUCAGGCCAGUUUGUGGUGUCAGACGUGGAAGGUGGCAAGCUGUGGUGUCUAGCAGUGGACCGCAACGUCGGCGUGGUCAGCUACAACCGACUGUGCUCUGCUGUCCGGCCAAAGUUUGUGACGUGCGAUGCAGCUGGAACAGUUUAUUUCACCCAGGGCCUGGCUCUGAACUUUGAGAAACGCCACAAUGAGCCACACCUGGAGGGCGGCUUCUCCAUCGGGUCAGUGGGUACCGACGGCCAGCUCGGCAAGCAGCUCAGCCAUUUCUUCUCAGAGACAGAGGACUUCCGCUGUAUCACUGGCAUGUGUGUGGACGCCAAUGGGGAUUUGCUGGUUACAGACAGUGGCAGGAAAGAAAUUCUCCAGUUCCCCAAAGAAGGUGGAUUCAAUAUUCUAAUCCAGGAGGGGCUGACCUGCCCCGUGGGAGUGGCCACAACCCAGAAAGGACAGCUGCUGGUGCUGGAUUGUUGGGACCACUGUGUCAAAGUCUACACCUACAUUCAGAGGAGGCAUUCCUCCACUUCCUAGAAGAACAAUCCAGUCUAAUUGCCCAUGCGCUUGAGAGGGUUUAAUAGGUAUGUUUGAGUGGUUCUGUGUGGAAGCUUGGAAAAGGAAGACACACACUGUUAUUCGUCACUUUAGUUUAGCUGCAGUCCAGACUAUUUUCACUCCAGCUUCCAUUGAGUUCGUAACUGAAUGUUUUUAAUCAGUUCAGGUUCAGUUUGGAUCCUACUGGAUUUUGAUUUAAUACCUCAAAAUUUAAUCUGGUUAUUUUAAUGGAUCAUAACAGUAAGACAGACCUUGCAACAUUUUUAGAUCAAAGGAACUGGCAAGUUGUCAUAUUGGACUAAGCAGAAGGAGCCAUUCAUGUCAAAGCUACUGAGGCACAAAGUACAGAUGAUUUUCCUUCCUCUGUUAUUGGCUGCUUUAUCCACCAUUCAGCCUGACUGUGCUUGAUGCAUGGCUUUCACUGAUUUGGCUCAGCUUUGCACCAGGAAAAAAAAAAAAAGAAAAAACGGGAGGAAGAAGAGCUGAAAAUGAACAUGUAUUUGCAUAUGAAAUAAAGCAUACCAAGGCUUUUGGCCUGUGAAGCACUUUAUUAUCGACACGCCACUGUUUCCAAGUGUUAGGUUUUAGUAGCACAGACUUACGUUGAUGUUGCUGAAUGCAGCUGGCAGCUUUAAAGUUUACUGGCAAUACAGUAACCAAGUACCAGCAUUCAUUGAAAUUGCAUUCAGUAACAUUCAGGGAACAUUUAAUGUUGGAUAUUAAGUUAUCUACAGAAAAAAGAAGGGUUUAACUGCAAAAUCACAACAUGAUGUGCCGUGGGAGAAAAUAUGGGGCAGUCAGUGCUGAUAAGAUCAUGUACUGGAGUUCUGUGGAUUUAUGUUUGUUUACUCAUGUCGUCGGGGAAACAUCUUAAUGUUAGAUGUUAAAUACGUUUGCUUAUUUAAGGGUAGCUGAGUUAAUGGAAUCAGAAGGGUUUCUGAUUUUUAUUUUGCAGCUAUUAUUUUUCAUGGUACUUAUGGAGCACACUGCUACAUUUUUUUCUGGUGUUUCUUAAUACUGCCCAGCAAUCCUGCGUAUGUCAGCCACGAUGUUAGAAAACCGUUUCGGCUGCAGUGACAUUUUCCGAGCAAAGGUCACUAAAACCCACAGUUUGGUCUACAAACACUUUUCUGUCUGUAUGUUGUUUUUUUUUUAUUUAACCUUCUCCUUGUGAUGUUCCUGCCACAGCCUCACUUUACGGUGUAAGGCUGGCUGAAUUCAAAUCAGCAAGAUAAAAUCCUUGUCUUCUGCUGCAGAUCAUAUUCCAGCCAUCGAUUUCAUCUCAAUUUCAGACAUCUUCAUGCCCUCCUGUUUGCUUUUUGUUUAACCUGCAGCAUUAAUAUCGUAUCGAGCGGUUUUACUUAGCGAGACCCACGCAGCAGCUCCUACUUUUAGUCUCGUUUCUCAGACAGACUUGUGUCCAUUAUGAACGGGUCCUAAGGUCCCAGAUGACCUUUAAAGUUUGGGAGGCUUUUAAAAGUUCAAGGCUCUGUUAUUUCCACUGCUACGUCUAUAAAUGGCUGAAAACUGCGAUGCCUUCACAGGCACGCUCAAUAGCACCCGUACCACAACGAGCGUAACGACACAGCAGAUUUGUGUAACUCGAAUAAUGUUUACGAAUUUAGUUUUAAACCUGACAUUUAUUCCAGACAUGCCAUCGUUUUCCUCCUGCCUGCAUUCGGCAGUCUUUGUAGGGAUCACUGCUGGCAGGCGUGUUCAGAAUAACACCGCCAGGAUAACGACGAGCGAAAACUCCAGCAUCACAUCCCCCAAAGUUGACUUUUUUUUUUUUUUGUUGGUUCUGUGUUGCUGUGUCUCCCUCAGGUUUUUUUUAUUCAACGUUAGGUAACUUGCAACCUUCGCAAGUGUUGGUGCAUAUGGUAACGACAACAGCCAUACACAGUGUUUUGCUAGUUCGUGCGUCGUGUUAGUUCACAGUAAACCGGUCUCUGUCAACGUGUUUUUUUUAUUUUUUAAAUCGUGUAAAACUGUUGAAUUUUUGAGUCGAAAUGCGGCAUGAGGAAGAUGAUACUUUCAGGUAAUAUAACAAUAAAAGACACCUUCAGUUAAACAAUCAAUCAAAAAUAUAUAGUGGCCUAAAUAUGGGGACUCGAGUUAAUCAUUGAAUCCCCUUUAUCAAUACUGUAUGUAACAUAUUCUCUGUCCAUGAAGUCAUAAAUAGCAAAUGCAUAUCUUCCAAUCCACAUUUGCUCUUUAGAGCAUGUCAGUUUCAGCCUUAAAAUGAAAUAAUUUCACAAAGCUGACCUUAACUCUGCACCUAGAGCCCUAUUAAACAGCAAACAUACAAAUAUACAUAUCUAAGAAUCAAACUGUAUCAUAAACAAUAAGCGUUUUUAAUAUUUCUACAUAAGAGAUUAGGAGGGCAGGGGGGGGGAUAAAAAAAAAAGAAGUAUCAGGUCAGGUGUGACACAGUCAUAUCUUUGUGCUUUUUCUAUUUUACGUGGUGUAUUUGUUCUGUUGUUAGACCAUGCUAUAUCUCAGCACCAAAUACAUUUUACGAGACUGUUCCAGCUGCAUGUCAUCCUUGCCAACAGCGUUUAUUACUUUGUUUUAGUGCUACACUUUUAUUCAAGUGAUCACUAGAAGUAGUCAUUGCUAGAGAACAUCCAAGACAUUUUACAUUGACAUAAAAACGCAUAAAAUGCUAGAAAAAUCAAGUGUCCUUGUGUCAGUGUGGUGAACGUCAGACUCAUCUGAAUAUGUUUUUGUUUGUAUUUCAUCGGAGACGAGUAAUUUCCUCGCAUAGUGUUAUUAAUUUAUACUGCUGGUUUGUUAUGUUGCAUUUUUUUUUGUCCAUGAACCAAACUCCCACGUCCUUCAGGGUUUGUCGUUUGGAGGCUAUGAAUUUUAAAAUGUGUUGAACACAUUGCAGACAUCUCUGUGUAGUCAAAUCCAUGUUUGUAUUGUUGAUAAUCUGAGUGCAAUAAACAUUUAUGAAACAAA
Stegastes partitus (bicolor damselfish) is the source of this 5123-nucleotide messenger RNA. RefSeq names its product tripartite motif containing 32 (gene trim32). Gene Ontology annotation, molecular function: zinc ion binding; protein binding. The transcript is spliced from 2 exons. The coding region runs from base 81 to 2138 and encodes 685 amino acids. NCBI's taxonomy places the organism in Eukaryota, Metazoa, Chordata, Actinopteri, Pomacentridae. The record is from RefSeq and is a predicted model, not a curated record.